Necator americanus (New World hookworm) is the source of this 684-nucleotide messenger RNA. RefSeq lists its product as uncharacterized. The coding region runs from base 1 to 684 and encodes 227 amino acids. Gene Ontology annotation, cellular component: mitochondrion. The record is from RefSeq and is a predicted model, not a curated record. The transcript is spliced from 5 exons. NCBI's taxonomy places the organism in Eukaryota, Metazoa, Nematoda, Chromadorea, Rhabditida, Ancylostomatidae.
AUGCGCCUUUUGGCGUCGGCCGGGCGCUUGCUCUCGCGUAGCGCUCGAUCGUGCGAACCAGGUCCCAUUUCUUCACUUAUCCAAUUUCGACCGUCAGUCGGGACCUGGCAAGUAGUAAAGAGGCCAACAACUACAGGUGCAUUUCAUUCUCUGGACAAAUUUGUCAUUGAAGAUUCGCGAACGGCUCUUGAGAUAGUAGCAAGACUGACGCGUGACGAACAGUCAUUGUUGCGUGAAGCCCUAGACGAUUUAGCAGCUCGUCAUGAUUUGGAGCGCUGUGUUCCAAUGACAGAUGAGCAAACUCGAGCAUUGUUCCUCGUAAAUUCUCUUCCAUUUAUUGGAUUUGGAUUUCUUGACAAUAUGAUUAUGAUUAUAGCUGGAGAAUACAUCGAUCAGCAACUUGGCACAAUGCUCUGUCUAUCCACCAUGGCUGCAGCUGCUCUCGGAAAUCUCAUUUCUGAUGUGGCUGGUGUGGGGCUAGCACACUAUGUCGAAGGAAUAGUCUACAAAAUUGGCCUCAAACAUCCGGUGCUCACUUCAGAACAGCUGGAAAGUUCUCGGGCUCGAUGGACGACCAACUUUGCUCGUGCUGUUGGCCUCUCCAUUGGUUGUAUAGUCGGAAUGUUUCCGUUGUUGUUUUUUGACAAGGAUAAGGAAGAAACUGAAAACGAAGCGCCGAAAUAA